AUGGGCUUCGUUGCAAUAUGCACCGCCAUCUACGACUAUCACCCGCAGAGCUCUGGCGAGUUAGAGAUUAAAGAGGGGGAAUUGUUAUAUAUUCUAGAGAAGAGCAGCGAGGAUGACUGGUGGAGAGCAAAGAAAAAGGCCGCUGGAGAUGAUGAUGACGAACCCGAGGGUCUGAUACCAAACAACUAUGUCGAAGACGCAAAGCCAUCCCAUACUGCCAAAGCACUCUAUGACUACACUCGCCAGACCGACGAGGAAGUCUCUUUUGCUGAGGACACUGCAUUAAACGUCUAUGAUACCUCGGACCCCGAUUGGACCUUGGUCGGCGUGGGUGAUGAUUAUGGAUUUGCGCCAGCAAACUACAUUGAGAUAUCAAGCUCGGCCUCUGCUGCUCCCCAGGCCCCUCCGCGAUCUCCCUCUGUACGAUCAAGAGGCUACUCGAAUCCUGUGGUAGCUGGGCCAGAAGCGCCUGCAAGCCCGGUCUCUCCGGCAAGAUCUGUGCACAGUCCUGCCGCCAACUUAGCCCGCGUCUUGGGAGGCGGAGUUCCGACUUCCCCAACAGCAGCUCGAACAAUAUCGUCUCCGCCUCCUACAAUCCCGCGUCAACAGUUCACUCCAGAUGCCUCAGACGAAGAAGAGCCCGCGCCCGCCCUCCCACGACGACCUACGUCGAACGAAGUAUCUCAGGGCCCACUUCCUUCUCCCCCAUACAACCGAGCUAUUCCACAGCCGGAGGACGAGGAGGCUCCCGUUCGAUCGGCUGGCGGCUUUCACCUGUACAACAUCAGUGAAAUGGUCUCUGCCAUGGGCAGGCGGAGGAAGAUGCCAACAACUUUGGGGAUAAAUAUCGCAACGGGUACGAUCAUGCUCGCUCCGGAAAAGUCAAGAGAUGGGCCAUCACAGGAAUGGACUGCAGAUAAGAUGACGCACUAUUCUAUCGAGGGCAAACACGUUUUUAUUGAACUGGUCAAGCCGAGCAAAAGUCUGGACCUGCACGCAGGUGCAAAGGACACUGCAGAAGAAAUCGUGUCAGCGCUGGGAGAGAUUGCAGGCGCUCAACGGGCCGAAGGUUUACGGGAAGUCAUGACUGCUGCUAGUGGGGGCGCAACACAUAAGAAGGGAAAGGUUCUCUACGAUUUCCCGGCUCAGGGUGAUGAUGAAGUCACAGUUGGUGUGGGGGAUGAGGUUAUCAUCCUGGACGACGCUAAAUCCGAAGAGUGGUGGAACGUCAGACGCCUGAAAAACGGCAAAGAAGGUGUCGUCCCCAGCAGCUACAUUGAGAUUACUGGGUUUGUGACGAUAGAGCCGCCUUCGCGUUCUGGCGCAAAUGCUGGUUUGUCCGUGGUUGAUCAGAAUCGACUUGAAGAAGAACGGCUGGCAAAAGAGGCAGCCAGAGCUGACAGAGCCCGUCAAGAAGCAGAGCUCGCAAGGUCUCGCAGUGACAUUCCCCAGCGCGGCAGCAGUCUCGCCGAUGAACCACCCCGACGACGAGACCGAAGAGAGAAGGACGAACGGAAGAAGAGUCGGUCGAAGCCAGAUCCCGAGAAAGUCAGAACAUGGACGGACCAUUCGGGGACAUUCAAAGUUGAAGCGGAGUUCUUGAGAGUGACAGAUGGCAAGAUUCAUUUGCACAAGGUCAAUGGUGUCAAGAUUGCUGUUCCUGUAACGAAGAUGUCGCCUGAAGACCUUGCAUAUGUUGAGCAGGUAAUACACGAACCGAUCGAAGAGCACAUUCCUGUGGCUGAUUUGAUUAAGAUGAGGCAUCGAAAUCAAGAACAACCCACCUCUCGGACCGGCGCCAGCAUUGGGGCCCGCACAACAGAGCAGCCGAAAGCCCCCGAGUACGACUGGUUUGAUUUCUUCCUCACCGCUGGCGUUGGCCCUCAUCAAUGCGAAAGAUAUGCGCAAGCCAUGAUUCGAGACUCGAUGGAUGAAAGUGUGCUUCCCGACAUUACACCCGAAACUCUGCGGACCUUAGGUUUCAAGGAGGGCGAUAUACUCAAGGUCAUGAAGUUUUUGGACCAAAAGUUUGCACGGACGCGUGCUCCGAUGACCAAUGGCACCAACGGAGAAUCAGCGCAAGGAGGUCUCUUCUCGGGACCAGGUGGAACUCUACAUAACAAUACACGCAGAGGCAGGCCGGAGGCGACACGUUCGACCAGCGAUGUUGUCGAUGCAGACGCCUUUGCGUCGAAGGAGGAAGAAAAGAGGCCACCUCCGGACGCAAGAGCGACGCCUCUUACACAGGCGCCGCCGAGGGAGCCCGUCAAGAGCGGUUUCGAUGAUGAUGCUUGGACGGUCAAGACACCGAGCCAGCCUGCGGCCGCUUCACAACCUGCCACAGCCGCUGCCACACCAUCACCAGCGCCGAAGCCUCCUACGGGGGCAACAAAGGACUUGUCCUCUCUGCUCGACGGGCCGCUGCCCGCUCCUCUCCAGCCUACUCCUGCACCUGUGCAGCAGCAGCCGCCACCGCCACCACCACCACCACAACCACCCACUGUCCCGACUCCAGUCUUAUCUCCUCCUGUACAGCAAGCUCAACAAACCGGUGCCAAUCCUGCUUUCUUCUCGCAGUUGAAUCAACAACCUGCACAACUGCAACCCCAAGUGACCGCGUUACAAACGCCACAACAAUUGAACAUCCCUCGACAGCGACCUGUAGCACCACAGCAGAGCUUUGCCGGUGCCGGAUUGCUUCCACCUCCCCCUCGUCCAACCUCCGCUCCUCAAAAUCCCCAGCAAAACCAAUUUGGCCUUCAGCCGUUGCAACCGCAGCUCACCGGGAUCCCACGAACAUCAGCCCUGCAAGCUCCACCUGGCCAAAGUUUGAACGAUCUUUCACAGCAACACGUUCAGCAGCAAUUCCAACAGUUGCAGCUGCAACCCCAGGCUACCGGCUUCAUUCAACCAACCCCAGGUAUUGGACAAUUCGGACUGGCUCCGCAACCUACAGGAUUCCAGCCGCAGCAAUUUGCUCAGUUCCAACAGCAGCCCUAUAUCAAUGGGAAUGCAGCUGGAAGUCCUUUUGCAGAUCCACGACCAUCCUUUCAACCCCAACCGACAGGAUUACCGUUUCAGCAAAGCCCUGCACCGGGGGGCAUCAACACGGUUCUUCCACCAGCUCUUCAACCGCAAAGGACCGGGUUUGUAUCCCCUGCGCCACAACCUCAGCUCAAUGGUUUUGGUCCAGGUAUUCAACCCCAGGCAGGGUUCCCGCAAGCGGCACCACUUCAACCCCAACAAACUGCCUUCCAGCAGCCACUACAACCACAAGCCACUGGGUUCGGGCAAGUCCCGCAGCAGAAUGGCUUCGGGGGCUUCCAGACACCACCUGUGCCACCGCUGCCACCUCUUCCUCAGCUCCCGACCAUUGCGCCCUUGCAAGCGCAAAAGACCGGCCCGGCUCCUCCUGUGAAGUUUGGUGUUACUGAGGCUAAGAAGUUGACUCCUCAGCCAACGGGACGAAGAGCAAACCUGGCCAAUGCGACUGCACAAAACCCAUUCGGCUUUUGA
Messenger RNA from Fonsecaea nubica, 3516 nucleotides. RefSeq lists its product as hypothetical. Bases 1 to 3516 code for a protein of 1171 amino acids. Gene Ontology annotation, molecular function: ubiquitin binding; cytoskeletal protein binding; identical protein binding. The transcript has 2 exons. Lineage: Eukaryota; Fungi; Ascomycota; Eurotiomycetes; Chaetothyriales; Herpotrichiellaceae. The record is from RefSeq and is a predicted model, not a curated record.